Messenger RNA from Stegastes partitus (bicolor damselfish), 675 nucleotides. RefSeq names its product peroxisomal bifunctional enzyme-like. NCBI's taxonomy places the organism in Eukaryota, Metazoa, Chordata, Actinopteri, Pomacentridae. The record is from RefSeq and is a predicted model, not a curated record. The annotation marks the transcript as partial. Gene Ontology annotation, biological process: fatty acid beta-oxidation. Gene Ontology annotation, cellular component: peroxisome. The transcript has 5 exons. Gene Ontology annotation, molecular function: (3S)-3-hydroxyacyl-CoA dehydrogenase (NAD+) activity.
GAGGGAAAGUGUGAUAAAGGUGAUAAAGUCCUGCCCGUCCAGGCGAUUCAAAGUUCAGUGUAUCCACAGAGAAGAAGUGCGACAGGUUGCAGUCUUCGUUCAACACCAUCAUGGCUCAAUACACUCGUGUUGCGGGGUCUGUCGGCUUGAUAACGCUACAAAACCCGCCUGUUAACGCACUCAGUGCGAUGGUGAGGCAAGGCAUCGUUGACACGAUGGAGAGAGCCCUCAGUGCUCCAGAAGUGAAGUCUUUAGUCAUCUGUGGCCAGAAGGAAACAUUCUGUGGAGGAGCAGACAUCAGGGAGUUUGGGACAAAGAUGUCUGGUCCUCCGCUGAUACCGCUGAUCCACGCCAUCGAGGCUUCAACCAAGCCGGUGGUAGCAGCCAUAGAGGGGGUCGCUUUAGGUGGAGGCCUUGAGUUGGCGCUUGGCUGUCAUUAUCGCAUCUCACAUUCUAAAGCCAAACUGGGGCUUCCAGAGGUGACUCUGGGUCUACUGCCAGCUGCAGCGGGAUCUCAGCGACUGCCAAGGCUCAUUGGGGUCCCAGCUGCCUUAGACCUCAUCACCACAGGCCGCCACGUGACUGCUGCUGAGGCACUGCAACUUGGAAUCGUGGAUCAGGUUACUGAUCACAGCACUGUGGAUGCAGCUGUGAAGUUUGCCUUGAGUGUUGCAG